Amphimedon queenslandica is the source of this 1326-nucleotide messenger RNA. RefSeq lists its product as uncharacterized. Lineage: Eukaryota; Metazoa; Porifera; Demospongiae; Haplosclerida; Niphatidae. Bases 1 to 1305 code for a protein of 434 amino acids. The record is from RefSeq and is a predicted model, not a curated record. The transcript has 8 exons.
AUGAAUUAUUCACUAGACUCUAGUGUGAUUAUAGCUGGGCAGAAGCUCUUUAUCCUACAAGGAGACAGGUCUCACUCACUCCAGUGGGAGAAAUAUGGAUUCAGAUUAGAGUGUCCUCAAGGAGCAGUGUCCAAGGAUACUGAAGUAGCUGUUACUGCACUAGCUGGUGGUAAUUUCAAGGUACCCAAAGGUACUGUGCUAGUGAGUGCAGUAUAUGCAAUAUCAGUAUCUAAGGGACUAUUAAAACCACUGGUAAUAGAGCUACAACAUUGUGUGGAUCUAAGGAACACUAGUCAGACUGGUUGCCUCAAGUUUGUGAGAGCUCCACUGAAGUCUCCCAAUGCUUACCAGUUCAAUCAUGUACUAAGUGAUUCUGAUGGACCUACGGCUACUGUAUCCAGUGAACAUUGUCCAGCAAGGAAUGAUGAUGAAUCACUACAAUCCUCUACUGAUCAUUCCACUGCACAUUCAGACAAUAAUGCAGCUUCUUGUGAUACUUUGUAUUCUGGAAUGAUGUACUAUGAUAAGAAAGAAGUUGGUCAUUGGAAAGCUAUGUAUUCUGUUGUUAGAGAUUUGGAAGUUCUUAAAAGGCACUUGGAAAGCAAGCAGGCAUCAAGUAUUGAAUAUGAUGAUGUUGUUGACUCAUUUAAGUUUAUUCAACCAAAUGGAACUCUUGAAUUGACACUAAACACUGAGCGGCAGGUAGGAUGGACUGUUAAUCCUAUCAGGAGUCCAAUGAAAUUAUAUCAGUCAAGAGUUGAUCAGUUUCCAUUAACUCCCUCAUAUGCAACCUGCAGUAUAUCAGUGUAUGCUAAACCUUGUAUUGCUAAAAAUCCACUUCAUUGCCCUAUUGAAUUAACUGGAAUAGAUCCUUCAAUGACAAUCUAUAUUGAUCGAUGUCCUCCACCUUCCCCUUCAUCAAUGAUAGACAGUACUAGCUCAAGCUCCUCUACUGCUAGUAUCAGUCAAACCAGGAGAGAGACUGAAGAAGGUACAUUUAGAUCUGAUAUUGCUCAUAGAGUAAUGACAGAAUGUACUUCACUAGUAAAGGAUUGUGGGAUUGAUAUUCAUUUCUUAGUCGAUAAGUUGUUGGAACACAAAAUUGUAAAUGCAAGAGAGAAAAGACGAAUUGUUGCUCAAGAAAGUGACGAUGAAAAGAUGGAUGAAUUGCUUCACAUCAUUUUGAGUUCUAUUUGCUUGGAUGGAGAAGUAUUUGGUAUAUUCUUAGAUAUACUCAGAGAGGAAGAUACUAGAAGGACUAUCAAACUAGCUGAUCAACUAAUACAAAAAUAUAAUAAUAGUUAGGUACUAUGCUUUAUUAUUAUU